This is a messenger RNA of Oryza brachyantha (malo sina), 2263 nucleotides long. RefSeq names its product cyclin-L1-1. Gene Ontology annotation, biological process: regulation of transcription by RNA polymerase II. NCBI's taxonomy places the organism in Eukaryota, Viridiplantae, Streptophyta, Magnoliopsida, Poales, Poaceae. The record is from RefSeq and is a predicted model, not a curated record. Gene Ontology annotation, cellular component: nucleus. Bases 317 to 1600 code for a protein of 427 amino acids. The transcript is spliced from 8 exons. Gene Ontology annotation, molecular function: cyclin-dependent protein serine/threonine kinase regulator activity.
GUCAAAUCCCCCGGUGCUCCAGUUCAAAAAUAAAAAGAAAAAAGAAAAAAACCCAACUCCGGUGUAAAUCCUCCUCUCUAUCAUCCGCAGCAACCCCCGCCGCCUCCACCGCUCGCCGGCCGGCCCCCGCGCUGCGCCUCCAGUACUCACCGCAGGCUCCUCCUCCCCCAGGCUUCGCAGGGGGCGCCUCGCUCCUCGGUGGCGACCGUCGCCCUGGCCGAGCGCGGCGCAGCCGCCACGCCAGCGGGGAUCGAGCUCUACUAGAGGCGGGCGCCCACCUGGCGGGGGAGUAGGGCCCUCGCGUCGCGGGGGAGCGAUGAUCUACACGGCGAUAGACACGUUCUACUUGACGGACGAGCAGCUGCGGGACUCGCCGUCGAGGAAGGAUGGGAUCGACGAGGCCACCGAGACCGCUCUCCGCGUCUACGGCUGCGACCUCAUCCAGGAGAGCGGCAUCCUCCUCAAGCUACCACAAGCAGUGAUGGCCACAGCACAAGUGUUAUUUCAUCGUUUUUACUGCAAGAAAUCAUUUGUUCGAUUCAGUGUGAAGAGAGUUGCUGCAAGCUGUGUUUGGCUGGCAGGAAAGUUGGAGGAGAGUCCAAGGAGAUCAAAGCAUAUAAUCAUCGUCUUCCAUAGAAUGGAAUGUAGGAGAGAGAAUGUACCAAUAGAACACUUAGAUAUAUUUUCAAAGAAAUACUUGGACUUGAAGCAUGAUCUGGUAAGGACAGAACGACAUCUUUUGAAAGAGAUGGGGUUUGUUUGCCAUGUAGAGCACCCUCAUAAGUUCAUAUCUAACUACCUUGCAACACUUGAAGCCCCUGAACUGACACAAGUGGCAUGGAACCUUGCCAAUGACAGCUUGCGGACAACCCUGUGUGUUAGAUUCAAGAGUGAAGUAGUAGCAUGUGGAGUGGUGUAUGCUGCAGCAAGGAAACAUGGGGUUCCCCUCCCUGAAGACCCUCCUUGGUGGACUGUGUUUGAUGCUGAUGAGGCAGGAAUUCAAGAAGUUUGCAGAGUUCUUGCUCAUCUCUAUAGCCUCCCCAAGUCACAAUAUAUACCAGUGUAUAAAGACAAUGACUCCUUCACACUUAGAAGGACUUUUGAUACAAGUGCUUCAAAGGAAAGUCCAGCAACUGCUGUUGCAAGCGAUAGAGGUACCCCUGUACCCCCAAGUUCUAGCCAGGAAAAGGAUGCAAUAAUUAAGGCAGGGUCAGAUAAGGUGAAAGAAAAAGGUGAGGAUGAUGCAAAUACACUGCCUGCUGAACUCAAUGGUAAAGAAGACCCUGCAGUGAAUUCAAAGAGUGAGAAGUCAGAAUCCAACGUUGACCGCACCCGGGAAAGAGAAAGAGAUAGAUCAAGGGGCCGUGAUCGUGAUAGCAGGGGUCGGGAUUCUGAUCGUGAUAGCAAGGGCCGGGAGUCCGACCGUGAGAGGGAGCGUGAUAGAGAAGCAGACAGGGAUAGGCAGCGGAGGCACCGUUCUAAGGACAGAAGUUCAGGAUACUCUGACAAAGAGAAGUCAAGGCACCGCUCAUCAAGAGAUCGUGGCGAUCACUACAGUUCGCAUUCAUCUCGUGACAAAGAUCGACACAGACGCCCGUAAUCUGCCCGAGCUUGCAAACAGACAAACAUGGAGAAUGCUAAGUGUCUGGAUAGGCAUGAGAGGAAUCUGGAAAUCAUAUAUCAUCUGUCGUGUUACAGUGCAGACACGAAUUGCACUUUAAUCUUAUAUCUUCAUAAUUUCAAAACCAAAAUUUUGUAAUCCAACUUCUGAGGUUAUCCCAUUGUACGUAGGGUGCCAUCUACCAUUGGAGUAUAUUGCAAGUUUGCAACGGAGCCACUUGGGGGUGUUUGAUUACGGUGAACUGCCCUCUUUUUUUACUUGCCAUUUUGUGUUGAGCAUCAUAGACUCCGUUUGUAUGCAGUGUCCUGCAGCUUCUAGUCUAAGAGCAGAGUUUGUUAUAUUGGAGCUUAACUGAGAAAAUCAUAUCCAAGGGUGAGUAUGUGACUGUACAUCAAGAGGAAUUGAAAGCUCUGAGAAUGCUGUGCGGUAAGAUAUUUGCAUACCUACAACUGAUAAGUAUCGGGUUUAAAGCUGCAUGCAAACUGUCAAGACAUGUUGGUAAUAUUGUUCACAGUCCAAAAAUACUUGAACAUGAUUUGUAACUUUGUAUCAGGAGACAAAAAUACUUGAACAUGAUUUGUAAGUUUGUAUCAGGAGAGAACAUAUAAAAAUUGUUAGACCUAUAUCGGUAUAGGUAAAUCA